UGUUUAUCGCGUACAUCUCUAUUCAAAAAAGCGUGUUGUUUUUGAAGUUUCGGGCGCAUGCAAUUUACGUCAGAUUGAGCCGUAUUUUUAGGUUAGUAAUUACGCCUUGUUUACUUUCGUAUAAACUUUUAUUGAUAUAAAUUUGCUAUAAUGUCAUUUCGUGGUCGAGGAGGAGGAGGUGGUGGCCGCGGAGGUUUUGGUGGUGGAGGCCGUGGUCGAGGUUUCGGUGGAGGCGGCGGCCGUGGUAGAGGCGGCGGCGGCGGUGGAUUUAGGCAACAAUAUGAUGCUGGACCACCAGAAUCUGUGAUCCCUUUGGGUCACUACGGGUGGACAGUACAGGAUGACCUAGUAUGCAAAGUGGACAUCGAAGACGUACCGUAUUUUAAUGCGCCUAUAUAUCUAGAGAACAAAGAACAAAUCGGGAAAAUCGACGAGAUAUUUGGUAAUCUACGUGAUUAUUAUGUGUCAGUGAAACUCGGCGAGAAUAUAAAGGCUAAGAGUUUUAAAGAUGGACAACAAUUUUUCAUCGAUCCCGCGAAGUUAUUGCCUCUGAAGAGAUUCCUUCCCCAGCCUCCUGGCGUUAAGAGAGGCGGUGGGGGUCGCGGCGGUCGAGGAGGACCGAGAGGAGGUCGUGGUGGUUUUGGAGGUGGUAGAGGCGGCGGCUUCGGGGGUGGUCGUGGCGGCGGAUUCAGUAGAGGUGGCGGCAGGGGUGGUGGGUUUGGUCGUGGCGGCGGUGGAGGUUAUGGCGGCGGCCGUGGCGGUGGCGGCAGAGGAGGCGGCUUUAGAGGUGGUCGUGGCGGCAGAUAAUACUUAGUGUCCUUAUGGUAUAAACUAUAAUUGAUAGUAUGUAUGCAGUGAAAGUGUGGUGUGGGCGCUCACCAUAUAAAUGUUCAAGAAUUAUUUGUUAAUAAUUUUUAAGUGAAUGUUAUUUUGUAAUAAGGAUUUUGACUAAUAAUAAAUGAGAUUGUGAUAGGAACAA
This is a messenger RNA of Diatraea saccharalis (sugarcane borer), 979 nucleotides long. The record is from the annotation of a GenBank genome assembly. Lineage: Eukaryota; Metazoa; Arthropoda; Insecta; Lepidoptera; Crambidae.